AGCCGUAAAAGCAGCUCUUUGACAUACCGCUUCCCGAAAUUGAUAUAAGUAUAUAAUGUGGGCUUUGAUGGGAAAGAUCAAGCUUAGAUAGUUUAAUGGCUUCAAAAUGAAUACUUCUUGGACAGCAAGAAAAGCUUUARUUUACCUGGUACUAUGCUUGCUACUCGAAGAAGAAUUUUGCGAUGGAUGCAGCCAAACCGGUACAACAGAGUUGAUACAAAUCAACAUAACUUGUGACCACUAUCUCGAUCUCUACGUCGACGGUUCCCUUGUAAGCAGUGAUGUUUACCCGAAUAUAAGUAAAAAAAUCAUCAACGUUGGCUCCAAAGUUAUCGCUGUUAAUUGCAGAAGUAAGUUAAGCGUCAAACAUUAUCUUGAUCUUAUUACUGAUGUUUCGAAAAAUGCUAAGUUCAUCUGGUCGAGUCAACAGAAAACAGAUAAAAAUCUUUACUGUAGAAGGUCAUUGGUUUCAGAGUGCAAUGAAGAACGUCAUCGAUUUUUCAAGUCGACUGAGGAAUGGAAAAACAAAGUCUAUAGUGGAUCCAUAAUGUUGACAGCAGCAACAACGAGCACACUGGAAUGUGCAUUGAAAUGCUUGGGAACCCCAGAAUGUGGAUCUUUUAACUACGAAUUUUUAAGGAARGAAGUUCAAAAAUGUGAACUAAAYCGAGGCAAGAGCUCAUCACACAUUAAUUUGGUGUCUCGGACCGGUUUUCAAUAUUUUGAAAUAAUUAAGGCUGGAUAUUAGUCAAAGUGCUUUGUUAAUUUCUCAGUGACAGAAGAUUUUCAUUAUAAUAUAUUUGCCUGUUGAUACGAGUGGCAGAAGAAUCAUCAAAACUUCAAAGUACAUUUAUGUAUAGAUCAAAUCAGCUUUUUUUGAGUUGGUCACAGUCCAUAAUGACAAAAAUGACGUCUCAGAAAGUAGAAAGAGCAAGUUGAUAGUACUCGAAUACAAGUUUCAACUUUCUUGCGUGCGUAACUCAAAAAACUUAUAAAGAUGGUAACGAAUAAUACAUCAAACAUUUUCUAAAGAAACACAUGAAAAAACUAGUGGUGAUAAGAAAAUUGUAUUAGUUACCUGUAUUGCCAUAUAUGCCAUAUUUCAAGACUGCUUUUUCUAUUUCUUGACCUCAUUUUAACCAUUUUGUUUUAGUUCAUUGAUAAUCGCUCGUGGAUUUAAGUUAUAGGGCUAAAAACGUGAGGACUUUCUGUAAGAAUCAAAAACUUAACAUAAUUAAUGAGUUACUAGGACAAUGUAUAUCUGAUAAAAUCGUUUUAUGGAAUGGCACUCCAUUAUCAGAUGUAAAGAUCCUUUACCCUAGCGAAGGUCUCAGGUUUGAUGCCUGAUCAUUGACCAYUGCAUACACAACAGCCACCAGYGGUUCUAUUUUAUUUUACGCGUAUUCAUUGUGGGAUGACAAUAGUGCAUUGUAAAGUAAUUCGCGCAUGAUCAGUUUGCCCCAUUUAUCUCAAAACUUAUUUUUACAGCAAUUUCUCCAAGAAUAUUAACGGAUUCGAGUAUCAAGUUAGUGUUGGAGUUUUGGAAUCCGUUUAAAACACUCUCUCUCGUGUUUUAAACUAUACCGUAUAGUUUAAAGCACUAUCUACACUUAUCCGUAUCUGCCUGUAUAAGACACAAUGGUAUCCUGAAUAACAGUGUAGAUUCAGAGAUCAUACCAUCGACCACGACCAACACCGAGAACGCAAUUUUAUUAGAUCUUGUUUAAUGCUUGAUAAUUUAGUAAAAAGAGCUGAAUCAUUUGUAUGGUGAGCAAGCUCUGGAACCUAUCUUUAAUUAACUAAAUAGUUUUACCAGC
Exaiptasia diaphana is the source of this 1817-nucleotide messenger RNA. RefSeq lists its product as uncharacterized. The transcript is spliced from 4 exons. Bases 107 to 748 code for a protein of 213 amino acids. The record is from RefSeq and is a predicted model, not a curated record. NCBI's taxonomy places the organism in Eukaryota, Metazoa, Cnidaria, Anthozoa, Actiniaria, Aiptasiidae.